Molecule: messenger RNA, 2384 nt
Organism: Brienomyrus brachyistius
Lineage: Eukaryota; Metazoa; Chordata; Actinopteri; Osteoglossiformes; Mormyridae
Gene: mboat1
Product: membrane bound O-acyltransferase domain containing 1
Exons: 13
Coding region: 273-1748 (491 amino acids)
Biological process (GO): lipid modification
Cellular component (GO): membrane
Molecular function (GO): acyltransferase activity
Source: RefSeq, a predicted model, not a curated record
AGGCACCACCUUGCCUGCGAUAAGGCGGUGCCAGGCGCUCUGCCCGGGCUCUCCCAGGCUUUUUCACCCAGCGCAGGACACCAUACCCGGUGUAUUUAAACCGCACGCCACGGGCACCGACUUUCAGGAAUGGACGGAGAAGGGUUUCCAUCGCUUCGCGAAUGAAUGAAAGAUUCAGGCGGCGGUGGAUCGGAUCGGAUCGGUCUCGGACAGCUGCCUAGUCCCGAAGAGUUGCUCUGCUCCCUCGGUCGCUUCUCACCCAUGCAUCGGCAAUGGAACAGACAGUCAUUAAGUACAAGACGACGGGCUGCACGUGGCUGCAAAGUGUCAGCGACCUCGUGGGGUUCCCUUUGGACCAGGUGAACUUCCUGGCCUGUCAGUCUCUCGCCCUCCUGGCUGCCUUCUGGUUCCGCUUGUACCUGAGCCCCCGGCAUGUCAGCCCCGUGGUCCGGCACGCCAUCGCCGCUCUACUGGGCGUGUCUUUCAUCAUAUUUUGCUUUGGCUGGUACUCAUUACAUAUUUUUAUCCUGGUGUUCUCCUGCUACUGCAUCAUGAUCAAAGCAAAUGCAGAUAACAUCCACAGAUACUCUUUCAUCAUAGCGAUGGCCCACCUCACAAUCUGCCAGAUCAGCCGUGCCUACAUCUUCAGCUAUGGCAUCCUGUCCACCGACUUCUCCGGGCCCCUGAUGAUCCUGACCCAGAAGGUCACCAUGCUGGCCUUUCAGGUGCAUGACGGGUUGUGUGGAAAGCCUGAGGAGCUUACGGUGGAGCAGAAGCGUCUGGCUGUGCACUCAAAGCCGUCCCUGGUGGAAUACCUCAGUUACAACCUCAACUUCCUGAGUGUCCUGGUUGGGCCCUGCAGCAGCUAUAAGGACUAUGUAGAGUUCAUCGAAGGAAGGCACAUACAGGGAAGACUGUCAUUGGCCAACGGCAAGCAGAGUGGUCAGGACUCGUGGCUGGAUCCGUCCCCGACGAGGGCUGUCAUUCAUAAAUUACUGGUCUCUCUGGUCUGUUUAUUCCUGUUUCUGACCCUCACAAGAACCUUCCCCGUCGCCCACAACAUCGACCCCCAAUUUCUCAGUGAAGCAUCCUUUAUGUCAAGAGUGACAUACGCCUUCUUCUCUGUUCAAGCUGCUAGACCAAAGUUCUACUUCGCGUGGACCUUAUCUGACGCCAUCAACAAUGCUGCUGGUUAUGGCUUCAAAGGAGUGGAUAAAAAUGGACUGGAGUCGUGGGAUCUCAUCUCCAACCUGAAUAUCUUGGGGAUUGAGAUGGCAACUAGUUUCAAAACGUUCAUUGACAACUGGAACAUUCAGACAGGAGUCUGGUUGAAGUGCGUGUGCUACGACCGGGCCCCACGAUACCGCAUGGCGCUCACCUUCCUGUUGUCGGCCAUGUGGCAUGGUGUCUAUCCCGGAUACUACUUCACCUUUCUCACCGGCAUACCCCUGACCCAGGCAGCACGGAUCGUGAGGAGGAACUUCCGACAUCACUUCCUGUCCUCUGCGGCGCUGAAGCUUGGCUACGACCUGCUGACUUGGGCAACCACACAACUGGCCAUCAGUUACAUGGUGAUGCCCUUUCUGCUGCUGGCCAUUGAGCCCACCAUGCGCUUCUACAGCUCCAUGUACUUUCACUUUCACAUCAUCAGCAUUCUGGUCGUGAUUUCCGGGCACCUCGUUGCGGGGGCCACCAAGCGGCACUCGUACCAGGCCCACCACUCCAACAACAACGUGAAAGGGAACUGACACGGAGCCCCGCGCCCACCGCCGGCGCCGCCACGGCCACACAAAGCCAUCUGUGUGCGGAGCAACAAAGAGCAUUCAGCAGGACCUGCGGCUAAUGGCCACAGGCCCUGCGAAACUCCCAGAAUUCCCAGCUGGUCCAAGGGGCGUUUGAGACUCUGGGACCACACAGACUGGGGGGCGGCGGGUAUGGGUGGGGCUGGGGGCUGAAGGAUGCCAGACUUCAGAACAGAACUGAAGGAGAUACUGUUGGCUGACUUGAACAUCUGGGUUCGCCCGAAAUGAAGAUCUCAAACAUCUCCAUGUUUACGUAUCAUGAUUACCAGGAACCCCUCCUAAAGUCAGCCUUGCCUUAACAUGGACUGAUGUUAUUUAAGGGCUGAUGGACUUUUAAACACUGGAUAACAAGCAAACAAGUCUUCAACCAUUUAUUUGAUAUGUUUUAUAGGCUUGACCAAGUGACGCAGGUAUAAACAUUUGAUUUGGUGUUCUUUUCACAGCAGACUACCUUGAAAGUGAAAAUAUGCUGUAUUUUUCGAUGAGGUAAUGCUAUAAUUACCAAUGACGUCUGAGAAACGUAUUAAUGUGUACUCGUUUAAACACGUCCUUCACAUUGUAAUAAAAUUCUCUUUUUUCCCA